Molecule: messenger RNA, 1194 nt
Organism: Triticum turgidum subsp. durum (durum wheat)
Lineage: Eukaryota; Viridiplantae; Streptophyta; Magnoliopsida; Poales; Poaceae
Source: the annotation of a GenBank genome assembly
AUGGCCGAGAUUUGCUGCCAGGAAGCCAAGUCGCCGCCGGCGACCGCCGCCACGGUGGCCACGGUCUCGGCGUCGGCGGCCGCUGCGGCCGUCGCCUCGUCGGUGAUGGACAGGCGGCGCCGCAGGUUGGAGCUGAAGCGUUUCCGCCUCGCGAGCGACCUCGAGCAGUCGGCCGCGGAGUACGCCGGCGCCCGCAAGCGGCCGAGGAUACCGCGCACGGUGUCUGGCCCGUGCCCCGACGCUGCCUCGGCGUCCGAGAACACGGAGCGUUGCCCAAGGUUCGGGUUCUCCUCUGUAUGCGGUCGUCGUCGCGAGAUGGAGGACGCCGUCUCCAUCAGGCCGGGUUUCCUGCCUGGCUCCGGCAAGUCCCACUUCUUCGGCGUCUUCGAUGGCCACGGCUGCUCACACGUGGCGACGACGUGCCAGGAGCUGAUGCAUGAGGCGGUGGCGGAGGAGCACGAGAAGGCGGGGCCCGGCGAGGAGCCUACGUGGAAGGAGGUGAUGGAGAGGAGCUUCGCGCGGCUGGACGAGCGGGCCGCGAACUGGGCGACCACCCGCAGCAGCGAGGAGCCCGCCUGCCGCUGCGAGCAGAAGAUGCCCUCGCGGUGCGACCACGUGGGAUCCACCGCCGUCGUGGCCGUCGUCAGCCCGACCCAGCUCGUCGUGGCCAACGCCGGCGACUCCCGUGCCGUCCUUUCCCGCGCUGGCGUGCCUGUUGCACUCUCCGUCGACCACAAGCCUGACCGGCCGGACGAGCUGGAGCGCAUCCAGGCGGCGGGCGGGCGCGUCAUCUACUGGGACGGUGCCCGGGUGCUCGGCGUCCUCGCCAUGUCCCGAGCCAUAGGGGAUGGCUACCUGAAGCCGUUCGUGACGGCUGAGCCGGAGGUGACCGUGACGGAGCGCAGCGACGCCGACGAGUGCCUGAUCCUGGCCAGCGACGGGCUGUGGGACGUGGUGACCAACGAGAUGGCGUGCGACGUCGCCAGGGCGUGCUUCCGGAGCAACGGCCCUCCAGAGCCGGCCACGGCUCAGGCGCAGCCGAGCGGUGAGGCCAAGGCGAGCGAGGGGGUGAGCAAGGCGGAGUCCGACCGGGCGUGCUCCGACGCGGCCAUGCUGCUGGCGAAGCUGGCGCUGGCGCGGGGGAGCUCCGACAACGUCAGCGUCGUGGUCGUGGAUCUACGCCGGGGAUCGUGA